Alligator sinensis (Chinese alligator) is the source of this 5146-nucleotide messenger RNA. It is a transcript of the gene FBXO31, whose product is annotated as F-box protein 31. The coding region runs from base 105 to 1325 and encodes 406 amino acids. The transcript has 9 exons. The record is from RefSeq and is a predicted model, not a curated record. NCBI's taxonomy places the organism in Eukaryota, Metazoa, Chordata, Crocodylia, Alligatoridae.
AGUACGGAGUCUGCGAGAACUUACGGAAGCUGGAGAUCACGGGAGUGUCCUGUCGAGAUGUCUACGCCAAACGUAUAAACCCGCGAGUGAAGUCGGGGCGUUUUAUGAAAAUCCUUCCCGACUACGAGCACAUGGAGUACAGAGAUGUUUACACCUGCCUGCUGCACCGGUAUCGACAUAUCUUGGGCUUAUGGCAGCCGGACAUUGGGCCGUACGGGGGACUGCUCAAUGUGGUGGUUGAUGGCUUCUUCAUAAUUGGCUGGAUGUACCUGCCCCCUCACGACCCUCACGUCGACGAUCCGAUGAGGUUCAAGCCCCUCUUUAGGGUUCACCUCAUGGAGAGGACUUCCGCAACCGUGGAGUGUAUGUAUGGCCACAAGGGACCCCACAGCGGCCAUAUUCAGAUUGUGAAGAAGGAUGAGUUCUCGACAAAGUGCAACCAGACGGAUCACCAUCGAAUGUCAGGAGGGAGGCAAGAGGAAUUCCGGACGUGGCUGAGGGAGGAAUGGGGCCGGACGCUGGAAGACAUCUUCCAUGAGCACAUGCAAGAGCUUAUCCUGAUGAAGUUCAUCUAUACCAGCCAGUAUGACAACUGCUUGACGUACCGACGCAUCUACCUCCCUCCGAGCAGCCCCGACGACCUCAUCAAGCCAGGCCUCUUCAAAGGGACGUACGGGAGCCACGGCCUUGAGAUCAUCAUGCUGAGUUUUCAUGGGAAGAAAGCCAAGGGGACAAAAAUAACAGGUGAUCCCAACAUCCCAGCUGGUCAGCAGACUGUGGAGAUAGACCUUUUGCACCCCAUCCAGCUGCCUGACAUUGAGAACCAGCACAACUUCAACGAGCUGUCCCGCAUCAUCCUCGAGGUCCAGGAGCAAGUGCGCCGGGAGCAGCAGCAGGAGGAGGAGGAGGGUGCAGGCUGCUCCCGGCAGAGCGCCACGCCACAAGCGGAGCAGCCUGCACAGGAAGGAGACGCAGGAGCCGAAGAGACAGCGGACAGAGCAGGGGCUGCAGCCCAGGGCUCAGAGCCAGCUUCACAGCCUUUCGUGUUGCCCCUGGGAGUCGUAUCGCGGAACAAGGAUUACCCCCGGACCUGCCGAAUGUGCUUCUACGGCACGGGGCUCAUCGCCGGCCACGGCUUCACCAGCCCCGAGCGGACGCCGGGGGCCUUCAUCCUGUUCGACGACGACCGCUUCGGCUUCAUCUGGCUGGAGCUGAAAUCCUUCAGCCUCUACAGCCGGAUCAAGGUCGCGUUCCAGAACGCCGAGGCGCCCUCCCGGGAGGCUUUCGAGGAGAUGCUCAAGAACAUUCAGUCACUGGCUACUUGAGGGGCAGCCCCCAGGAGAGUGGGAAGGGCCUGUGAAGACUUCUGCUCUCCCCACCUGAGAAUGGGAUGGGAUGGGACGGGGACCCCUGGCCCUUGGUACCUCGGAACGAAAGCAUGCACUUUUCAGUAAGGCCUUCUCCCCCCUCCUCAAACCUCCAACCCUCCCCCUCCCCAUAUCCUAUUUAAAAUAGACCUGAAAUAUCCCUCCCCCCAACUUGUUCCUGGCAGUACUUGAUAGUCGGUCUGUAACGCAGCCAUGGAUAAUGGGAAGCAAUGGAGUGUGUUUGCUUAAAGAGAAUGGACUGGAGGGAAGCUAGGUGGAGCCCCGCAUUGGAGGGCCUUGUAAAUACAGAGGUGGCUAAUCCCGUGCCCUGCUCCAGGGAAGCAGGGUCCUCCUCCAGCCAAGCGCAUCCUUCAACAUCUCUUUCCCACCUCCCCAUGCACGAGGUCACAGAAGAUUGGAUCACUUAAAACCCCUCCCACGUGGCCCCCACCUGCCCGCUCUGUAUCGUGCAGUCCGGGCUUGGCUCGUGUUCGUCCUCCCCUCUGGGAGCCUCCCUCUGCUGUGCACGGCCUUGAUAGCAAAGCAAGCCAGCUCCACUGUGGCUUGGUGAUGGCAGCAGGCUUUUCCUCGCUGAGAAUCCCUCACGCCGGCCCCGCGGGAGGGACUCAGUCGCUGCGCAGGUAUCCUCUCUCCGCCUUCCUCGCUCCAGUUCAGUCUCUUCCACUGUCGGAAGGAGAAAUCAUCUCUCCCCUUAUUACAAGCACUGGGAACAGCUCUUGGCGCCAGUUCAGGCUGUACUUUUAACUCCUUUUUAAGUAGAUCUGUUAAAAGUUCUCCCUUUAAAGAGCUUGGGGAGAAACACCUCAACCCCAUGAACUACUGGCUUCCCCUGUGUGUGCUUGAGGGCUGGCAGAGCUGGGAUGUGGAGUUUCCUGCUGUUGCCUGGUAUCUUAGGCUGCUCUCACCCUUCCCCGCGCCCUGCCCGGGAUUAGUUAAGAGAUCUCUUGAGGCUGUGAUUCCUUAUGGUGCCGCUCAUUGGCUCCCUCCUCUUUGGAUCCAGCAAGUACUCGGGUGUUGGUGCCUCUGCCUCGUGUGUUUGCCCGUCUGGGUUUCUUGCGUUCUUUCCUCUACUACAGUCACUGAUCUUCCCAGACUCUGGUCUGCCUCUGCUACAGGAGACUUGCCCACAGCAAUUCGGGAAUGCAGCUGCUGAGCUCCGCUGGGAAGCACAGGUAGGAGAGGUAGAUGCCCAGAGCACCGACCAGCUGCAAAAGCUUCCACCACGAGACGGGGCGCUGGGGUGGCCGGAUUUGUGUCUUGACCCAGGCAGGCAGUUGUGGUCCAUGCCUGUCAUUAGAGACCCUCAUGAACCAAGCAGUGCAGCAGGUGACGUGCCAGCCAAAGCAUCUUUUGGCAGAUGAUAAGGACCUUUAAAACCUUAUAGACUCCCAUCUGGGCUCUUCACCUUCCACGGAUAGUGUUCGUAAGUGGUUAUGCACGAUCUAGUGGUACGUUAAAGCAAAAGAUGAGAUCCGUGGCCUGUUUCAUUAACAGGAAACGUAUUCCCCCUCACCUAACAUUAAUGUUCUUGCUGAGGCUGCUUCCCCAGCCUUCAUAUCCUCAUCCCAUGCUAUGUGAGAGGAGUUGGGGACAGGCUCGUGGUGGGGUGCAUCACUUGCAGGGCUGAUCGUCUCCUUGGAUCUAAGUCCAUGACACUGCACAGAUCAGGGAGCUCUGGGCCCAUCUUCCUCCCAACCUGACAUACCUUAAUGUUCCCUGGGCCAGGGCAGGGGUAGUCAUUCAUGGGAAUAAGCUAUCAAUUAAGCUGAUUUAAUGCAGCCCUUGAGAAGGGUGGGCGUUUCUCUUAGCAGAAGGGAGAGUUGGUUUGCAUGGCAUCCCGGUACAAAGGCUUUGACUCAGCGACAGGAUGUUUUUUGUUGGUCUCUGGUGCCUGGCUGCUGUGGGCUGAGGUAGGGUUAAAAGGCAGGCUCUUCAAUCUUGGCUCUGAAUUUCCUCUCUUUCCUCCAGGCGGGAGGCUCAAAUCCAUGUUCCAAAGCCCACGUGAGAAAUGAGCUGGAUAUUGUGGGCAGGUGCAAACGUCUGGGCUAACCGGGCAUCUGCAAAUGGCAGUAGCCCCUUGGCCUUUGCGUAGCCAUCUGACAGGCAGAACUUCCACCGGGACCCUACCUUCGCACGAGCGAUCCAGUCUUUAGCCUGACUGAAUCCUCUUGGUUGUUUCUACAGCAGCCCUUAACCCAACCUGCAUCUAGGGCAAUACGGGUGCUUCGCCGGAGGGAUUCCCGACUCCCCGGUGCUCUGUCCUGUCCCUGUUAGCCGGCCUCGUUGCAGCCAAAUGAAUGAUGCACGCUGCGUACUCAGCUGAAUGUGCACAAGCCACUGAUAUUUAUUAAAGCGGAUCUGGGUUGCAACUGCUGCUUACGCUGCCCGGUAUUUCAGAGUCUGCUGCCCCAGAGCACCAGGCAGGAGAAGGGCAGGGGCCUUUCAUGGUGCACUGAACACGGGCUGCAUCGUUGCUUACAUUGGUGUAUGCCCAGCAGCGGCUGGUUUCCAGGCCAGUGCGAUUCCUUUGCUCAGACCAUGUUGCUGCAUCCAGUUUUAGUGGCGGUGUGACUAAGGUGACAGCUUUUCAGAGCUGUCCCUGCCUUUUAGGAAGCUCCUUUUCUUUGCAGGCUGCUUGAAUGGGCUUCACAACGUGGGGAUGCCCCUGUCCUGGUGAAAGGCCAGGCUGCCAGCCCUUGUUCUGCCAGGGGAGUAGAUGCUGAAAUUGGACGGAGCUGUGCUUGCGGUGUCUCGGGGUGUUUCAGAAGCUUCAGCCUGGUGAGAACAGGACGGCUGGUAGGGUACGGAGACCGAUGAGGCGUUGGGAGCAUCAAAGAAAGGUAGAGUAAGGGAAAGUCAAGGGUUGGACUUAGGCAGGACAGGGGGAAGAGGUUUAGGACUAUAUGUGUGUGUGUGUGUGUACGUGGCUAUAAAAAUGGCAGGAUUAAUGCACCUUGUUUUGUUGGGUGAUGACUUGAAGCCAGAUCUUGCCGGUCAUGGAAAGGGUCCACAACACCAUCGUGCUUCCUCUGCGUGUGAAGCAACCGUCGGGUUACCUCCUGCUUCAGACUGACUGUAACGUGCCCUGUGAGGUGAAGCAGUACAGCACACGUCCUGUCAGCUGCCUCUAGCCUAAUUGUGCCAACCCAGCGGCGUAGUCACUAAUCGGGGAAUUUUGGGAGGACACGGGUCCAAUGCUUGGUGUGUGAAGUUGAAGCUAAUCCACCACUUGCCCCCAGCAGGCCAGGUGUCCCUGAGACCGGCUGUGACGGGUUCCUUGUAACUAGCAGCAGGGCUGGAGAAAGAGGUGCAAGACUAGUCCUACGGCGGAGCGGAAAAUGAUGCAUCUGAUGUCCAAAGGAGCUGAUUGUUCCCAUCCACCCAGAACUGAAGACCAUACGGAGGGAGUUGCGUGUCUCACAGCUGCAUGUACUCGAUGGUUCUCCAGCAGCAGCCGAGCGACUUCGCUCCUAGCAAGCAGGGGUCUCGGUCAGCUCCUCACUUUGACCAUUGCUUCCCAGCUGUUGAGGCAGCUGUGUGACUGAAGGCCAGGCGGUGGCAUGAUGCUGGGCACCCUGGUAGCACCCUGUCAGCUAGGGGUAGAAGGAGGGGAUAUACCUGCAAGGACCCAUUUAGGAAAUAGUGUCACGGCGGUGCUAAGAUCAGCUGUGCUCACCAGGAACACGGGCAGGAAGAAGUGUGAUCCUACACCGAGCUCUGAAGCUGGCCUCUCGCCCUUCAUCCAGCUCCAGGAGCUG